Molecule: messenger RNA, 652 nt
Organism: Benincasa hispida (wax gourd)
Lineage: Eukaryota; Viridiplantae; Streptophyta; Magnoliopsida; Cucurbitales; Cucurbitaceae
Product: heavy metal-associated isoprenylated plant protein 45-like
Molecular function (GO): metal ion binding
Source: RefSeq, a predicted model, not a curated record
CACACAAAGCUCCAUGCAUAGAGAAACAAGAGAAAAGGGAACACCCAUAACUUACUAUACAUAUUCAUAUAGUUAUACCUUCAAUUACCUAAUCUCUUCAUUGAAAGCAAACAUUUUCGUUGUAACAAUCGUCAUGUUUGGGCGACGAUUUCAUCAAAAAAAAUCUUCCAAUGCCAUGUCGAUAGUAGAACUUCUAGUGCACAUGGAUUGCAAUGGAUGUGAAGGUCGGAUUCGAAGAGCGAUCUCCAAAAUCGAAGGAGUAGAUAGCUUGGAAAUAGACAUGGACAAACAGAAGGUGACUGUAACUGGAUAUGUAGAGGAAAGAAAAGUGUUGAAGGUGGUGAGAGGGACAGGGCGAAAAGCCGAGCUAUGGCCGUUCCCUUACGACAACGAAUACUACCCGUACGCAUCGCAGUACUACGACGAAUCGACAUAUGCGUCAACGUAUAAUUAUUAUAGGCAUGGUUUCAAUGAAGGCGUCCAUGGAUACUUUCCAGAUCCUUUAUAUUCAACUGUUAGUGAUAACACUGUUCAUCUUUUUAGUGAAGAUAAUGUACAUGCUUAUUGCAGUAUUAUGUGAUCCACUAUUCUAUAUAAAUUAACGAAUAUAUGUAUGUCCUCAUAUGAGGUUGAUAAAUUUUAGCUAAAUUUG